This is a messenger RNA of Durotheca rogersii, 3110 nucleotides long. RefSeq lists its product as uncharacterized. The record is from RefSeq and is a predicted model, not a curated record. Gene Ontology annotation, cellular component: cytoplasm. Lineage: Eukaryota; Fungi; Ascomycota; Sordariomycetes; Xylariales; Xylariaceae. The transcript is spliced from 3 exons. The coding region runs from base 1 to 2862 and encodes 953 amino acids.
AUGCCGAAGUGGGACAAGACCCGCGACUACUAUUCGGACCUGGAGGUCUCUGCAAAUGCCUCCGCAGAGGAGAUCAAGAAGCAAUUUAGAAAACUGGCCCUCAAGUACCACCCCGACCGAAACCCGGGCAGAGAAGCCGAAGUGAACUCAAAAUUCCAAGUAAUCCAGUCAGCUCAGGAGAUUUUGACAGACGACACCCUAAGACGCCAGUACGAUGAGGCCCGCAAGAUAUACAGCUCGCGCUUCCCUAAAGCGUCGGGCGUUCGGGGCAACCCGUGGCAGGAUUUUGGCAAGGAGUAUCAACCACCUCCCACGAGACAGCCCGCUCAGACAGCUUCGAAUCGCCCUCACUCUGGUGCUCAGCGCUACGCUAGCUUCACCAACAAUAUACCUCGAGCAUCCAAGCCAACGCCUAGAGAUGACCCCCAAGCGCGUAAGAGCUACGCCGACGCCUGGGAUAACAUGAGAUCUUCCUCUACCCGGCGAGCGCCGCCUCAGGCUCCCGGCCGGGCACCUACAUCCGCAGCCAGGGAUACGAAAUCAUCCGACUCGGAGGCUGUCCCGCCUCGAACAGCCUAUCAGCAACAGAAGGCAGAGGCGUCCUUUGGCAGCAGGAGAACCGGCUUCGUCCCGCGCUCGCCGGGCGUGGCUGACGAACCCCCCGUUACCAGCAAGAACUACUUCACAACUCGAACGCACUCUAACAUCUUUAAUGACCCGAGUCCGGAUCCGACACAACCUGCUCCGACUUCCCAUCCUACCACCUCAAUUCCUAAGGAUCCACUCUCGCAAUUUCGCGAGAACUUCGGGGACUCGCGCCAUAGCACCCCGUACCAUACGCCUGGCGGCGAGAAGACGAGUCUGUUUGAUGACGGACCCGGAGUGGACCGUUCUACGAGUACGCGGUCACCUCGAAGACCAAAUAUGCCCGGCGCGUUCCCGGCAUCACGCCAGCGAAGCUCCAGUACUCCGAGAAGCUCAAGCAACGACGGAGGCUCCGAGGAUUCGACAAAACCGGGCGGCCGAAGGACGCCCAACAAUAGCACCGCUUUCCAGACGCGGCUUGGCGAUCGACAAAAGACCAAGCCGGGAGUGAACGGCAGCACUGCCCAACCAGCUCGGCCAGCAACAGCUGGCAAUCCCUCGACAACCACGACCGCGUCUACAGAUGGAGCGAAGUUCUCGACUGCAGCUGGAGGUUCAAGCGAGGCCAAUAAAGGCCCCUCAUUGUAUGCACCGCCGUCUACGAACCCCUCUACCUCGGCCCAUCCCAAAAGCCAGGCUACCAGACCGGAGGCCGGACGUGCACCCUCUUUUGCGUCCCGGCAGCCGGGCUGGCUUCCUCACUUCUCUGAUUACAAGCCUGAUGACCCUUCGAGUGGAGGAGUCAAGCAUAAGCCCUCUCUAUCGCUCUUCGAGAAAAUGCAGCGGAACGAUCUCGAUUGGCUCAUUGACGGAAAGAAAGUGGACAAGAGUGCAUUCGAGGCAACCGAUGGGGCUGCCCAUGUCCCUAUUUCUUCAGCUAAGAGAACCAAAACCGAAUACCGUACUAACGAUGCGCCCCAUUCUAGCUUCAACAUCCCGGUCGGAAGCAACAUAUCUAACGGAGGUACUGACAUGGACGGACUCUCCGGGCACAGUGCUGAUAAUAUCAACACCAAAUUCGUCGAGGACGAACAUCCGGAUGACUGGAAGUUUAGCGCAGGCACGACCUCAGCAGGCGAGCCGGUGACGCCUACCAAAGCGCGGGCACCGUCGCGCAACCGGAUCAAUCGCCGACAGACGGCAAAGCCCCGACCUGCCCAGCCAGAACGCAUGCCAUCGAUGCAGGAGAACUUUGCCAACGCUACCCAGCAGGGGUUCUCGGCAGGCGAAUGGAGCGACAAGAUAGGAUCGCAGCACUUUGAGCCCCAGCCCCCUCGUAGCACAUCGAAUUCGCCGACCCGUCGCGCCAACGCUAAGAAAUCCAGGCCUGUCAAGAUGACUGCAGGUUCGGCAGGAUUGGUGGACGACGAACUGAACGAAGGCCGGCCAGAGAAAACCCCGCCGCCCUCGGGCACCGUGCCGACCAGUGCCGACAGCUCAACGGCCAUGGACAUCGAUACGCCGCCUUCGCAAAAGGUCGAUGGUACUCCGAAGGCUUCCCAUGCCAAUGAUGCUCGCAAGAUUCCUGUCGAGCCCCACAGAGAAGAAUGGAGGGCAGGCGAUGUCAAUGGCGUACAUCCCAAGCCUCCGAGUCCAACUCGAGACGGAAAUCCCACCCAGGACCACGCUGCCGCAGCGUCAAUUCCCGCGCCAACCCCCUUCGUCGCCCAGCACGGCGGCUCGGAGGAUUCCGAAGACUUCCGCACCACGUUCUCCGACUUCAACAACGUGGCACCGUUCGCCGCCUCAGCUCCCACCGGCCUCAAGGACCUUGGCGACCUAAAGUCGACAUUGCCCUUCCCGAGCCGACCCUCGGAGCAGAUCCCGUUGGAGAGAGAGCAGCUGCCCAAGUUCGUGCCACUCAGCUUCCCCACGCCGCCGGUGGCCCCACGUCUCCCUCAGACGUCUGUCGGAUACCGUUCGAACCACGCAAAUUUCCGCAAGUACGCCCAGGAUUUCUAUCAGUAUAUGGAGAAGUGGGAGAACUUCAACACGAAAAUCAUGCGUCAUUUCUCUACGCGCCAGGAGCAUUUUGUGCUCCGCCGCCAACAACGCGGAUCGGCUUGGCUUGACGCGACGGCACAAGGCGACGGCGCGAAAGAGUACCUCCAAGAACUCGAGCAGGACCAGGCCGUUCGAACGCAAUGGGCCAAUGCUUUCGCAGACCAUCAGGCCAAGCUCCGCGAAUUCAUGACGUUCAGAGACGAGGUUAGAUAGGACUACCUGGUGAGCGGGUGUGAGUACAAGCCCUUUUACGCCGAGGGACAUACCGACUUCGGACACGGGCGCCGGUGAGGGAGCAUCUGAGCGGGCCGCGCAAGCGUGGCGCGAGGCGCUUGAUAGUUGGCCUAUAUACGCAAACAUCGCAAAUUAGCGGCACGUGGGUUAAGAAGAUAUACGAGAACGCAAAAGGUUGGUGGUCACGGCGUCUGUAACCUGUUGGUGAUAGGCGGGGCCGUUGGAAC